Messenger RNA from Durusdinium trenchii, 2343 nucleotides. The record is from the annotation of a GenBank genome assembly. Lineage: Eukaryota; Dinophyceae; Suessiales; Symbiodiniaceae.
AUGUAUCCCAGUGCGGGUUUGGUGCGCUACAGCACGGUGGGCGGUCCAGCCCCGGUAUCAACCUGCUGGAUCCGCGCCGCUCGUCCGGCCCAUCCGGAGCGAGCGGUGCCCGAAGCGUCCCCUCCGGGGCUCGAGGAGUUCUUACAACGGCUGCACUUGGCGUCCUACACGGAGGCGGUGAAGGUGUGGUGUGAGGAGCAAGGUGCCUGUGAACUCUCCGAGUUGGUCGAGAAUGCCGAGGACUUGGCGAAGACCUUGAGAUUUCCGCCGAACAAAGCACAAGAGAUCAAGGUUAAGGGCCCUGCUUUCGUGAAAGCCAUCGAGAAGCCUAAAAUCUCGAAAGCCAUCAGUGCGCCACCAGCAGCGCUUGCGCCGCCUGCGCCGACGCGGGUGCUGGGGCAGCUGGGUGCUGAUGUGCUCCGGGCAGCUUUCAUGCCCAAAGCACUGGAGAUGAAGGAGGAAGAGAACGCUGCAAAGCCUGGCCUUGCUUCGACGGAUCGUACUGAGACAGAUCUCUGGGAUGAACGGGAAGCACGCUGUCAUCUCCAGGCCAUGCAGGAUCCCUGUCUUUUCUAUUCAGCUGAAGUGCCGGAUGAUUCCCUGAAGAAGUUCUCCGGCGAACGUUACUACUAUCGUGGCUAUGUGGAGCCGCACCUCUUGCGCCAGCGCAACCCCACUGAAGCGGAGCUGAAAGUGAAGGAGCGCGCCUCGGCAGAGGCCAAGGAGCAGCUGGACGCCGCCUGGGGCGACGUCGCCGAUUCGCCGCCGUCGAUGCCGCGGGCGCAGCAGCGAGCGCAGGCUGCACGCCAUGCAGCCUUCGAAGACAUUCGCCAGGAGUUCCUCUCGCAGUUCGAGGGAAAUCUGCAGCAAGAGCUGGGCAAAGGCUACAAGCUUACGCCAGCUGAUGUGCAUCCCAGGGUGAAGGAGAAAUUUGUCGAAGAAAGCAAGUCUCUGGGCACCGGAGCUUUGGACUACGGCUACCACGGCACGCGCCAGGCCAACAUCCCUUCGAUCUUGGGCACUGGUCUCAAGGUGCCAGGCAAUGAGAGUGGCGUGCGGGUGGCCAAUGGAAGCGCACAUGGUGUGGGGAUCUACACUGGGAUGCCUGGAAAUCUUUGGAUCUCCCAGAACUUCAGUGAUUCCAAGAACAUGCUCAUUUGCGGAGUCCUUGAUCCUGAUGCUCCGCCCCGUCCGAAGGUUGCCAUGCCCUCCCAGGCUGCAGUGACCACGACCACGCAGAGGCUGAAGGCAACACAUCGACCACACCGGCGGCCCGUGGUAGCCGCCGCAGCUGCGCCGCCCCCGGCACCGGUGUUCAGCUGUACGGAAUUUCGGACGAAUGAUGAGAUCAAAGUGGUGGGCGCCGCUCGUGUGAUCUUCAAAGAAGAACGGGUGGCACCUUUGUUUAUUGCUCAACCUGCAGCUUCAGACCGAAGCUUCACCUACCAGGAAGCCACUCCAGGUUCGGAGCCCCUUCGAGGUGGCAGUAAAGGGCAAGUCUACAUCCCCGAAAGCGGCGAAGUGGUUUGGGAUUGCUGGGAACCUACAGGAGGUGCCUAUGGUCGACGGCUGAAGCGUCGCGUGGUCCAGAAGGAGAGACAGCAAGAGCGACAUGCGAAGAGCCGCCUGGUUUGUGCGAACAAGGCCACCACCACCUUCGCGUGUUUUCAGUUGGCUGAUAGAGCGGAGCAGCUGGAUCUGAUGGUGAAACUCACUUGUGAUGCUGAUCGCCAGUGUUUACAGUUGCUCUUCGCUCAGGAGAAGAAGAAGCUGGGCUAUAUUCCGACAGAGGUCCGUGCCGGUGCUUGGGUGCUCCGCGGCAUGUGGGUCAGCGAGGACUUGAGAGGCCGCGGCUGGGCGUCGAUCUUCUUGGCGCUUUGGCUGCGGCUCUGUGUGAUGCUGGAGGUCACUCCCUUGACUGAAAGGAUCCACAAGCCCAUUCUGUCGCUGGUCUUGCAAAAGUUUGGUUUUGUAGCCACCGAGCCGUCUUUGGAAUUGAAGGUGGCCGCAGCCAGGCCACCGCAGAGGAUGCAGAUUUGGUCUUCGCGCCACCUCUCCUCCUACUUCAGCCUUCGUGCCCAGCGAGAUCAGGGCAUCGAGCUGGUGGAGGAAUGUCCACCCCAAAGCAGGACUGCCUUUGUCAAUACCGCUUUUUCGGUUCCUGACACAGGUGUCAUGCAGGCAGCCGUGGAGGAGGUGCGUGGGCAGCUGGUGUUCUACCAGAACCAACGAGCGACCUCGAUGCUGCAAGAGUUGCACGGUGGUGCUUGGCCUCACUGGGCGCCCAAACCGCUGCGAGGAGCGAACAAGGGUCACUCAGAGAAGGAGUUGCUCAGCACAUGA